Spinacia oleracea (spinach) is the source of this 750-nucleotide messenger RNA. RefSeq lists its product as uncharacterized. Lineage: Eukaryota; Viridiplantae; Streptophyta; Magnoliopsida; Caryophyllales; Amaranthaceae. The record is from RefSeq and is a predicted model, not a curated record. Bases 1 to 750 code for a protein of 249 amino acids. The transcript is spliced from 2 exons.
AUGGUUGAUGAUUUUUUCAUUCAUCAUUUACCAAACACAUUCUUUCCACGAGGUCCUAGUCUUAGAAAUGUGAAUGAUGCCAAUUUGAUUCCAGCAAAUAGAAACCGUGAAGAAGGGCAUAACUUCCUGUUUAAUGAUUACAUUGCGAAAAAUCCAGUAUAUCCAGACAAGCAGUUUCGUCGAAGGUUUCGAAUGGGAAUACCUUUGUUUUGCCGUAUCAUGAACAAAGUGGUUGAAAAUGAUGUUUUCUUGCAACAAAGAAGAAAUGUUGCCGGAAAAUUAGGGUUAUCAGGAUUGCAAAAAUGCACUGCAACUAUCAGAAUUUUAACAUAUGGUUUGGCUCCGGAUGCAAUUGAUGAAUAUCUGCGAAUGGGUGAAACAACUUCAAAAAAAUCAUUAUUACAUUUCACUCAAGGGGAAUGGAAGAACUGCCCUACCGCAUGGAGAGGUCAAUACCAAGGACGCAGCCGGAAAGCGACCCUAAUUCUUGAAGCUGUUGCAGAUCAAGAUCUAUGGAUUUGGCAUUCAUUUUUUGGUAUUCCUGGUUCAUGUAAUGACCUUAAUGUUCCGCACCGUUCUCCUGUUUUUGAUGAUGUUUUGCAAGGUAAGGCACCUCCUAUAAAUUUUCUGGUGAAUGGGCAUGAAUACAACAUGGGGUACUACCUCACAGAUGGUAUUUAUCCAAAUUGGGCUACGUUCAUUCAAGGAUUUUCUCGUCCCCAACUUGAAACAGAAAAGGUUAUUUGCUGA